Peniophora sp. CBMAI 1063 is the source of this 756-nucleotide messenger RNA. Lineage: Eukaryota; Fungi; Basidiomycota; Agaricomycetes; Russulales; Peniophoraceae. The record is from the annotation of a GenBank genome assembly.
AUGCCCGAGAAGCUAGGACCUCACAGAUCUUGGGGCGGCGACGACAAGGAAGGCUCCAGCCGGCGGCAAUCUAACGCCCACAAACUUUCUACCAUCAACUAUCCCGGACUCUACGCUGUGACGCAGCCGAACGCUCCCAUCACUUCGCCGACCGCGCGCUCGUCGACGCGUGCGACGCCUGGUCCGUCUCGCGCCCAGUACCCCAACCCGUCCGCGAGCAUGCCGCCGCGCGCCGUGUCAGCGCCGGCGUCAUUCUCGCCUCAAGUCGGGGGUAGCCAGCCACUGCCGCCAACCUCUCAGCACCCACCGAUGGCGACCCUCGCUACGCACGUCGCCCCCGCCGCGCCACAACAUCAUCCGCAAGCGCCUCACCAUCAGGCACAGUUGCCUCAAGGCAUCCCAAACCCGCCGCAUUCCGAGAUGCACAAAGCGGGCAAAUGGUGUUGGGUAGACCUAUCAAGGGGCUGGGUAUGGGCCUGGGUACCCAACGUCCCGCCGCCUCCGGCUGUCCUCGUGCCGGCCAAUGCUCUUCGGUGGUCGCGCAAACCGCAGAUGAGGCCAUGGGGCUCAACUGGCAACAUCAUAGUCACUACUUCGCCGGUCGGGGAUUGGCGUCAGUGUGCUGUCAUGGCCCUGGCCGUCGACAGUCGAUGGUACUGGGUGCACGCUUGGGUACCGAACGUACCCCCAGGCCCACCGCCGGAUACCUUCUCAGUGUACGAAUGGGCUCGUCACGGCCCGCCGCUGACGUCGUAA